GCGUGUCGCAUGAAAUCUGCCUGAAUGAAGCUGAUGGAGAAAAGUUAGGUGGAGGAAGGAGAAGAAAGGAGUCGUUUUGGUCGUGUGAAAAGUACUAAACUGUGGUCUUUCCAUGGGAUGAAGAUGGAGGGGCCGCAAAGCAGAACCGUAGGGGCGGGGUUCAUAAAAAUAAGGAAGAGAUUUCUUUUUUAGCUGUGAAUUCUGCUACGAGAUCGUUGUAAGUUGCCAACACGUCCUGUUUCCUCAAUAUAGAAAUGGGUGGAAUUCUUUCACGGUGGCGGCAGGCAAAGCCGUCCACCGUAGAAGUUUUGGAGAAAAUUGAUAAGGAUAUCCAGGCACUUGAAGAGUUUAGAGAGAAAAAUCAAAGGCAGCAGAAACUGUGGGUUGGAAGGCUUCUUCUCUAUUCGUCCGUUCUUUAUCUUCUUACCUGCCUGGUUAUUUAUUUUUGCUACCUUCCUGACGACUGGACAGCAAGGUUCAUUAUGACACUCCCGCUUUUCGCAUUUCCCAUUAUAGUCUGGUCUAUAAGAACUCUCCUCAUUUUCAUCUUUUCGAAAAGGACAGAAAGGAACAAUGAAGCCUUAGAAGAUCUGAAGUCCCAGAAGAAAAAAAUUCUUGAAGAAGUCAUGGAAAAAGAAACUUACAAGGCUGCUAAAUUAAUCCUUGAAAGGUUUGAUCCAGAAGCCAAGAAGGCAAAGGAUGUUGAACCGCCAUCUGCUGGAGCAUCCGCAGUUCCAAGACCUGGCCAAGAACUUCGGCAUCGGACCCCAGUGCGAGGGAAUGUGGGUCCCCCGCUUGCACCAAACCAGGGGUCUCCAAAAACAGUGGCUCCCGGUCUGCCAUCUCCUGACUCGCAGAGAGAGACUUCAGCCCCGGGGGGACCUCCAGAGAGAGCCCUUGCCUCAGCCUCACCGCCAAACGUAUUCCCGAGACAUCCCGGAACCCGUGCGACUUCAAUGCCUGGAAUGGGUCUUCAUCCUCCAGGCCCUCCAUUGGCAAGACCCAUUCUUCCUCGAGAGAGAGGAGCAUUGGAUAGAGUGGUUGAAUAUCUGGUUGGAGAUGGUCCACAAAACAGAUAUGCACUUAUAUGUCAACAGUGUUUCUCGCACAACGGAAUGGCUUUGAAAGAAGAGUUUGAAUAUAUUGCAUUCAGGUGUGCCUACUGCUUUUUCCUGAAUCCUGCGAGGAAAACAAGGCCACAAGCUCCGCGACUCCUUGAUUUCAGUCCUGAAAGGAAGCAGUCCGCAGAGUUGGAGAAAACUUCAGAAUCCCUGGAGCCAGAGGAACAAAAGCUACAAGACAGCCAAAUGGUUGAUGCACCUUUAGAAGAUGCUCCCCCAGUUCCUGAGAUGGACCAGGGAGAUGACAGAGCCCUAAAUGCUGACGAGCGCAACGACCAGGUAGAGGCCGAAGCCGAGAGGGAGCCAUCAGCCAGCACAGAAACAUCUACAGUUACAAAACACGAGCCUGUUGUAUCAGCUGACCAAAGAGAAGAGCUCCAGGCAGAAGCCGAAUAAGUGCCUAAUCGUUUUAGCAAGAUUUCUUUCAGUUGUUCCUUUUCGGGCAAGUUGUUCCGCAAAGCUUGGUUGUGUUUUCACUCUCACGAGCGUAGAGUGCCACUGUCACAAAACGUCAAAGCAAUGUGUCGACUACAAGGUGUUGUGCUGCAAAAGUGUGUGUGUAUGAGUAUGCGUGUGCGUGUUGGGUGAGCAGAAACACUUCAGAAUGCACGCGUUAGCUGAAGUCUCUAAUCCCGGUACAGGUAGCCUUGCAUUUUGUUUUGUGUACUGAGGUAAAUAUAAACUUGCAUAAGGAGUAUUUUUCUGUCUGACCUAAAAUGUAGUAUUAUUUGGUCACGGAACAAAGAGAGACUGUAAAUGACUUAAUGUUGAGAUCCUAUGAAGAAUUGCUCCAGCCUAAUCAAGCUAACAUCAGUAGGCGUAGGCUGGAGUAUCUUGGCACAUGGUUGGACAGUAAAGACAUGUGCAAUUAAUUAGGAGAGUAGUAAAAUUUUUAGACCAUUUUUGUAAUAUUUAGCUAUUGAAAUGAACUCAUAUUUUAAAUACUUGUAUGUUUACAAGGAAAGUGUUGCUUAGGUAUUUAGCAUAAGCAGUACAGAUGUGUCAUUACAGUUGAAAGUCACUCUUAAUGCUUUGGGGGGCGGGGAGCACUGAGAGAGUGCAGUUAAAGGAGCAAACCGAGGGACAGUCCCUGGGGCUACUUACAUUGCAAGUCGGCCGCUAGAAGCAUGUGAAAUAGAAAGCUAGUUUGUGUUUACAUGAGGCAUAAGAAUCUCUGCACUUGACUGUACUUGAAUACUGAGCAUUAUUUAUACCUGUACAAUGAUGACAACAUAAGUGAAUGUUGUGUAUUUUGUUAAAGAAAGAUAAAGACACUGUAGCAUUAAA
Molecule: messenger RNA, 2408 nt
Organism: Sphaerodactylus townsendi
Lineage: Eukaryota; Metazoa; Chordata; Lepidosauria; Squamata; Sphaerodactylidae
Gene: LNPK
Product: lunapark, ER junction formation factor
Exons: 13
Coding region: 255-1517 (420 amino acids)
Biological process (GO): endoplasmic reticulum tubular network organization
Cellular component (GO): endoplasmic reticulum tubular network
Source: RefSeq, a predicted model, not a curated record